GAACCCCCCCCUACCACAGCCAUGGACAACCCCAGCGUACAGGAGCUCCAGCAACCCUUGCUGAGAUACACAGACUGUGACCUCCUGUCCCCCAAGCCAGACAAAGAAGAGCUGGGACCCCUCUUCCCAGAAACGGUCUUUGCCGGGCAAUUCCUUCUCCCACCUCUUCCUUCCGUGAGCGCCGGCCUCGGGGAGCCUGAGACCCCUGACCUCGAGGGCACAUCGUCCAGUGACAGUGACUCAGAUUACGACGGGGGCGGUCGCCUCUCGCCUCUUCUGCCCCAAGACCACCUCGGCCUGGCGGUCUUCUCUGUCCUGUGUUGUUUUUGGCCUGUGGGCAUCGCUGCCUUCUGUCUGGCCCACAAGGUUAGUCUGUGUGUGGGACUGGGAGGGUGCUGGGUUAACGGAAAGGAAAAAGAACCCAGAGGAGCCAUGCUCUGCUUAAGUCAGGUGGGGUGGUGGUGGUGAGAGGCUGGAGAGAAGCCACCACACGAGGUACACAUAGCUGUAACCUGAUGUCAUCCCGGGCAGUCUUGAGAGGCUGUGGAGGAGGAGGUUCAAGGCCAAUUUGACUACAAACUGGGACCAAGAACAAAGGAAUGGGCAGACUGCUUGCCUACCACGCAUAAGCCCCGAGUUUGAUGGCCGACACAUAGAAGAUGGAGGCAGGAGGAUCUAAAUUCAAGCCAGCCUGGGCUACCUGAGACUUUGCAUCAAAACAAAAUAAAAACAAAGGAGGGAAGCUAGGAGAAAACCAAGCCACAUGUCAUGAACCCUAAGUGGUGAUGGGGCCUUGGACGCUUUCUCCCUGAGAUGGGGUUUCUCUGUGUAGCCCUGGCUGGUCUUGAACUCACAGAGACCCACCUGCCUCUGCCUCCUAAGUGCUGAGAAACAUUCUUCUAUUAGUUGCCCGAUUGGGGCAAUCCUGUGCUCCAGCCACGGGUUUGGAAUAGACGAAUUAGUUAUGCUGGAGUUGGGAAGAGCCACAGGAGGCAGGGGGUAGUGUCAGGGGAACACUUUUGGUUACCGCUGCUUUGUGCCUCUACAGACC
Messenger RNA from Cricetulus griseus (Chinese hamster), 1051 nucleotides. Lineage: Eukaryota; Metazoa; Chordata; Mammalia; Rodentia; Cricetidae. The record is from RefSeq and is a predicted model, not a curated record.